AUGUGGUGGUCCCGGCCUAUUCGACGUACCUUCUCCUCCACAGCAUCGUGUCCAAAACAAACUCGACAACGACGACCUCCAUGGUAUCUGGUUCUUGGUGGUGGUGCUGCAACAGUGUAUCUUGGUUGCCGUGCAUGGCAGUGGCAUGUUGAAAACGACAAGCGAUUGGCUCCCGAGCGAUACGUGGGCCUUGAUCUGGUUGAUCGUCAACAGUUGAACCACAAUGCUUUCCGUCUACGACUCGCCACCGAUCGUCAACAGCACGAGACAUUCCCAGUAUUAUCAUGUUUGUAUGUCAAGGACGACAGCGUUCAGGUCAUGCGUGCUUAUACACCCAUCAAUGACCCUUUCAAGGAUGGCCAUGUGGACUUGCUUGUCAAGCGAUAUGAACAAGGUUCUAUCUCACGUAUGUUGUCAAGGACGCCUGUGGGUGACAAGGUGUAUGUACGAGGACCCAUGCUUGAAUAUGAUUAUCAGCCGAAUAGCAAGGAUGAGAUUGGCAUGAUUGCAGGCGGUACCGGCAUUACACCUAUGUAUCAACUUAUUCGACGUGUGCUUGAGGAUCCUGAGGAUAAGACAAAGCGAUUGUGGCUCAUCUAUUGCAACAAGACACAAGAGGACAUUCUCUUAAAGAAGGAAUUGGAUGCUCUACAAGCACAACAUCGUGAUCGACUCGAGGUUCUUUACGUAUUGGAACAACCACCCAAUGAUCAAUGGGAGAAGGGAUAUGUCACUCAAGAUAGGGUCCAACGCAUGCUCAAAUUUGACAACCGCUUCAUCUUUGUAUGUGGCCCGGAUGGAAUGCUUGCUCAUGUUUCGGGUCAACGUGCACGCGACUUUUCUCAAGGCCCUGUCACUGGCAUACUAGGUCGUAUGGGAUUCAAGUCAAGCGAGGUCUGGAAAUUAGAAUAG
Lichtheimia ornata is the source of this 912-nucleotide messenger RNA. RefSeq lists its product as uncharacterized. Gene Ontology annotation, molecular function: oxidoreductase activity. The record is from RefSeq and is a predicted model, not a curated record. Lineage: Eukaryota; Fungi; Mucoromycota; Mucoromycetes; Mucorales; Lichtheimiaceae. Bases 1 to 912 code for a protein of 303 amino acids. The transcript has 2 exons.